Messenger RNA from Python bivittatus (Burmese python), 1329 nucleotides. The record is from RefSeq and is a predicted model, not a curated record. NCBI's taxonomy places the organism in Eukaryota, Metazoa, Chordata, Lepidosauria, Squamata, Pythonidae.
AUGGUCUGUUCCAGGUCAAUGCAUUUUGGACCUCCCUAUAACCGCAUCAUCGCUAACUAUUGGAUGUGCUGGGAUGUGGGAGCUAUCCAAAACAACAUUAUGGAGAGCAACACCAAAAAAGGCUAUGCUAUACAGAACUUAGAUGAGAGUGAAAUAGAUCUGCAUACAAAAUGUGUGAUAGAUGUGGAUACAAACAAAGUUAUUCUUCAUCCUGUGAACACUAACCUUUCAAAAGGAGAUGCUCGGAGCCAACCAAAGGUGUUUGCCUAUGAUCACUGCUUCUGGUCUAUGGAUGAAGCUAACAAAGAAAAAUAUGCAGGUCAAGAUGUUGUUUUCAAGUGCCUUGGUGAGAACAUUCUCCAGAAUGCCUUUGAAGGUUACAAUGCAUGCAUUUUUGCCUAUGGGCAGACUGGAUCUGGAAAAUCGUACACAAUGAUGGGCACAGCUGAUGAACCUGGAUUAAUACCUCGGCUCUGCAGCAGUCUCUUUGAAAGAGCCCAGCAAGAGGAGAGUGAAGAGCAGAGUUUUAAGGUGGAAGUGUCCUACAUGGAGAUUUAUAAUGAGAAAGUCAGAGAUCUGCUGGACCCAAAGGGGAGCCGUCAAUCUUUAAAAGUCAGAGAACACAGUGUCUAUGGACCUUAUGUAGAUGGUCUUUCUAAACUAGCUGUUGCCAGUUACAAGGAUAUAGAGUCUUUGAUGUCCGAAGGCAAUAAAUCUCGUACAGUUGCUGCAACAAACAUGAAUGAAGAGAGCAGUCGAUCCCAUGCAGUUUUCAAGAUCAUCCUCACACACAUAUUGUAUGAUGUAAAGUCAGGGACCUCUGGUGAGAAAGUGGGCAAGUUGAGCCUGGUUGACCUUGCAGGCAGUGAAAGAGCAACCAAGACGGGGGCUGCAGGUGAUAGGUUGAAGGAAGGAAGCAACAUCAACAAGUCUCUCACAACUCUUGGGUUGGUCAUUUCAGCCCUCGCAGAUCAAGCUGCUGGCAAAAAUAAGAACAAAUUUGUUCCUUAUCGUGACUCAGUGCUCACUUGGCUACUCAAAGUAAGUUACCCUUUAUUCAACAUGUCAUUCUCUGUUUCAGGUCUAUUUGGAGGUGACACCUGUUGAAAAUAAAAUAAAGGGUUGCAACAGCUGACUGCAGUGGAAAACCACAGUAGCUCUGUGAAUUCUCACUCAGGAAGCUCUUUCUCCAGGAAUAGAAUUCCCUUGCUUUCUGAGAGAGUUGGAUCCCCUUAGGUGGCUUCCCGCUCUGGACUGUUCACAAUCAAUAGCAUCUCUCUUAAUCAAUUUACUGGCAGCCACAUACACAGCUCUUCUACCAUAAAAGCU